AUGCAGACGCAGUAUUUCCGUUCGCCGAAUAGUCAAGGCCAACCGGGCGUUUCCUAUGAGUUGCCGCCGGUACAAUCGGUAACUUCGCCCUCAGGUCCUUUUCCACAGGCUGGCCCUCCACCUACUCUUCUUUCCGCUCCGCCGAGUAGACCUGCUAGCGGAUUGAGAAUGGCUCAUCUUUUGCAACCACUGCCGCACCAGAUGUCAAACCCUCCCCCUCCUCCCCCGCCUUCAUCAUACUCACGAUCCUAUGAAUCAAGCGGCUCGCCGGCCGAAGGCGCCUCUAUUCUUCCGGAUGCGCCACCGCUCAAUGGUUCGGCACCAGGGUCUUCGGGGCUUCUUCCUCAGCCCAGUGGUACUGGGGGGCAGCAGCAAAUGCAGCAGCCGCUGCAACAGAAGAGAGCCUAUCGUCAGAGGAGGAAAGACCCCAGUUGUGAUGCGUGUCGUGAGCGCAAAGUCAAGUGUGACGCUUCGGAGUCGUCUAGUUGUACAGAAUGUACAAAUCGCAAAGUGCGAUGCCAGUUCACGAAAGAAACCAACAGGCGCAUGUCGUCUAUCAAGCAAGUACAGGACUUAGAGAAGCAGCUUCUAUCAACCAAGCAGCAAUUACAACAACUGCGAUCGGGCAUGCUGAGGCCGGACAACCUGAUUGAUCUCGAUGUUGAUGGAACCGGACAGUCUCAAUUGAAGCUCCCUGACAUUGGGUAUCGGCCACCACGCCAGCCAAGAGCUCCGGUAUCACAGGACCUAACCGAAGCCCGAGCCAAUCUGCGAAAGUACGGAAGAGGAAUCUUGAAAGUCCCAACUCCGUAUCGCCAGCCGGGUCCGAAAUCGCUCCUAGCAUCCGAUCCUCCACCGCUUCCCCCGAAGGAGGUUGCAGACCGUCUCCUCACGCAAUACUACGAAUGUAUUCAUUCGGUCCUGCCAGUAGUUCAUUGGCCUAGCUUCGUGACGGAGUAUGAAAAGGUUUACAAAACUGGUACCCUUCUGGGCCUGCCUCGAGAGUGGGCGGCCGUUCUGUUUGGUAUCUUCGCUUGUGGUUCACUUCACACACUGGAAAAGACUAGGGAACACGACGGUAAAGAGUUCAUAAGAGUCUCCUGCGGGGUCAUCGAUGUCUGGAAGGACAAUUUCACCUUGGAUCAAGCCCGAGCCGCGCUUUUGGUUAGUCUUUUCCUCUACGAAGUCAACGCGAAAUCAGCCAGUUGGGUAUGGAUCGGUUCUGCAGUGAGAGUAGCGCAGGAGAUAGGACUGCAUCUUGAGUCAGGGCCGUGGUCAGCCCUCGAAGGGGAAAUGCGCAAGCGAUUAUGGUGGGGAGUGUAUGCCUGGGAUAGGCUUCUCGCCCUGGAAAUGGGAAAACCAGUCCUUAUCAACGAUCAAGAUUGCGACGUUGACCUUCCUUGUCCAGUCGACGAACGGUGUAUUUCAGGUGGCAUUGUGGCGGAAAGCCAACAGACCACUCCACUCCUGGCCACUAUACAUGUCGUUCGGUCGAUAGGUCAAUUGGUCCGGACGUUGAGAAGCUCCACGAUCAGCCCGGCAACCUUGGAAAUAUUCGAGCGACACUUUCAAACUUGCCAGGCCACAUUUCCUCCGCAGUACCAUCCGAAGUCCGACCAGUAUCUCGAUCCCCGCUCUAUCCUCCCACUUAUCUACUUGCAAAACGCCCGUCUGAUCCUCUACCGUCAUAAUAUUUCCCCUUUUUGUGCCCCCGAAGUCCGAUCGUUGGCACUUGACUACUGUGUUUCAAUCUCUCAAGACACUGCUCACCUCCUUUCACGCUGCAUGCGGGCUCCUUCGGGUUCUCCUGGUUACUCUUCGCCUCCUGGAAAUGAUGAUUGGCGGCCUUUGUUGGCAUCCUCCGCGGGAACUGUGCUCUGCACACACAUCUGGCGUUGUGUGCUGGUGUUGCUGUUCCGUCAGGAAUAUGAUACCGCAUUUGUGUGUGUCCGGGCAAGUGCUGUGGUUGGAGACUCCCGGUCUGUCAACGCAGCCUGUGGGCGGUACAUCGCAUUUUUCUUGAAGUGCCUUGUGGACCGGCUACGCCGCCCCGACGGUGUCGAUCCCGAGCGGGACGAAGAAAUGUUGGCGUAUGUGUCGGGCGACAUGCAAGGUACAACUGGUGGCAGCUGGGUGUGGCAAGGCAGUGAGACUGGCUCUCAGCUGGAGACAUUGACUGACUUCGGUAGUCCUGUCCCUAUGCCACACCCCGGUGCCCGAGACAAUCUGUCUACUGGGGAAGUAGAAGAUUGGGAAGGAUGGGAUUGGGUUGAACAGACGGUUCAAUAUCUAAUCAGUGAGAAGCAAAAACAACAGCAGGAAUACAAUAGAAUGGAUGUGCAGACUAGCCCUGGGGGUGAUGAACCAGCACCUCAGCCACAGUCAACCUCAUCCCAUUCACGCAUGACAAUCGCAAGCAUCAUCUAA
This is a messenger RNA of Aspergillus oryzae RIB40, 2427 nucleotides long. RefSeq names its product transcription factor domain-containing protein. Gene Ontology annotation, biological process: DNA-templated transcription; regulation of DNA-templated transcription. Bases 1 to 2427 code for a protein of 808 amino acids. The record is from RefSeq and is a predicted model, not a curated record. Lineage: Eukaryota; Fungi; Ascomycota; Eurotiomycetes; Eurotiales; Aspergillaceae. The transcript is spliced from 4 exons. Gene Ontology annotation, molecular function: DNA binding; zinc ion binding; DNA-binding transcription factor activity, RNA polymerase II-specific.